Myotis davidii is the source of this 1158-nucleotide messenger RNA. RefSeq names its product F-box/WD repeat-containing protein 12-like. NCBI's taxonomy places the organism in Eukaryota, Metazoa, Chordata, Mammalia, Chiroptera, Vespertilionidae. The transcript has 8 exons. The coding region runs from base 1 to 1158 and encodes 385 amino acids. Gene Ontology annotation, molecular function: protein binding. The record is from RefSeq and is a predicted model, not a curated record.
AUGCAACGUGAUCUCAUGGAGCGAAUUCAGUGCGGUAUCUGGCUUGAGACCCCAGCAAACAUACCUGGGAAAGUCGCGGCCACUAAAGAACGAACUGGUAACUUGAACUUCCUUGAAGUAAGUACGCCUGCUCAUCAGAAGGUAGAAGUGGAGGCCGCUGCCGGCCGGUGCACCUGCAACCUGUUCCUCUCCAGGCCCCAUGGGCUGCGGGUGGGAAUCCUCCCAGGGCAGGUGGCUGCGCUGUUAAAUGCAGAGCAGCCUGCCGAGCGGAGAGGAGCCUGGCUGUGGGCUCGGCCACAGGAGCUGGAGAUGCAGUUGCCUGACGUGCCCAUGCGGCACAUCUUCUCCUUCCUGGAUGCCGCCAGCUUGCUGCGGGCGGGCCAGGUGAGCAGGUACUGGAAGAACAUCGCGGAUGAGGAGCACCUGUGGAGAAACCUGUGUCAGAGGAGAUGGAGCAUCUCCUGGGAGGGCCUGCAGGUGCCCUCGUGGAAGCAGCUCUUCCUCACCCAGGCCAGGCGCGAGCGCUGCAUGAUGGGGGCCGAGCCGCAGGACUUUGCCUACAGAGAGGCCACGGGCGGCCUUGGAAUCUUGGGACCUUUGGCUUAUUUCUCAGGAAGUGACCCCUCCAUGAGUGGACAGAAGCCAGUCAUUUGCACGGUGUCUUCAAGGUACAUGCUCUAUGCCUGGGAUGUGCAGGAGGGCGUUAUGAUCUGGUCCAGCCCCGCCCAGCAAUGCAACAUCAAGUGUCUGGCAACCCUGCCGCAGAGAUCGCUUGCAGUCACCGUGGAUGCAUGGAACACCAUCAAAGUGUGGAACUGUCGGGAUGUGAACCCUCUGGCGACGCUCACUAUGAGCACUUGCUGCCUUUCCUUGGAAGUCUUCCUCACGGAUGACGGCCCCUUCCUGAUGAUCGGUGACUCUGAAGGGGACAUCUACACACUGACGGUGCCCGAGUUAAACAGCAUUUCUCACGUGAAUGCAUUUGAGUACCCUGUGGACCAUCUUCACUGCUCUCCCAACAGGAAAUGGAUCUUCGCCUGCGGGACCCACCAACAUGUAUUGCCAAAGCCAAGCCUGCUGGGCCCUGAAGUGCGUAAACAGGCUGACAAUUAUGUUCCGAAGAGACGUUUUCAGAAGGACAGGGUUCAGCACCUUUGA